AGACAGUGUAAGGGGGAAGGGGGUUAACCCGAGUGGACUAAAAAACCUCCUCAUUUCAUGCUACACGUACACCACAUCUAAGCUACACGUAAAGACACAACAAAGGCUAUUUACAUGCACAUAAAAAAAAGAAUUAAUUCCACUUUAGGUCCUCCAAGUUUUGUGUCAUUUCCAUAUUUAGUCAUCGUCUUUCACUUUAUCCAUUUUUGGUACCUGACUAUUGUUUUCUUGACCAUUUUCGGUCCAUCUCUGGGCAUUUUUACUACCGGAAAAGGACUAUAUAUGGUCAAGAAAACAAUAGUCAGGUACCAAAAAUGGAUAAAGUUAAAGACGAGGACUAAUUGUGGAAUUGGUGCAAAAUUCGAAGGACCAUAAGUGGAAUUUCUUCUAUAAAAAAAUACUCCCUCCGUCCCUAAUAACUUUGCCAAGUUUGACCGGCACGGGGAUUAAUAAAGUAAAAAUUGUGUGGUUGAGGUUUGUGCAGAGGAGAGAGAAUUAACUGGAACCACAAAUUCUUUACUUAAAUGGGAAAGUGGCAAAGUUAAUGGGACAUCCAAAAAAGGAAAGUUGGCAAAGUUAUAAGGGACGGAGGGAGUACUAAAUUAGCUAAAGUGAUUAACAAGUUUAACUUCCAACACUUGCACUAGCCAUUUCUUACCACGUGAAGGCUAUAGGUGACAGCUUGACAGACAUGAUUUGACAGACCCAUACCUUAUCCAGUUGAGAUGAUUUGAAUGGAAAGCCGUUCACACCAACAUUGCAGACUGGUCGGGAAAACCUAUUUAGAAGAAGGAAUGUCACUUAUAACGGGCCCCGCGAAGAGGCCACCAGAAGUCCAAACAACUAUCAUAGUCCCGAACGGGAGCCUCGUCCGGCGGCUCCCAGGAGAGUUUUUCACCCGAUGGACGGAUGAACCCAGACGAUACGUAUUACCUGAAUGGUAUUUUCUCGCAAUAAGGGUAUGUUCGCAGAAAACGAACAUGAUUCCUUUCCAAACGGGGGGAGCAUGAACGGGAAGGUGGUCCCGAACAGCGGUCCUCCAGAUUGUAACCACCGCCCGAAGAUGCUGAAUUCGAAUGGGAGAUUCCCUUCACGCAGCAACACCAAGCAUCAACUCCUCUGGACAUCGGUUGGGGUAAGCAGCUGUACUCUGUACAGGGUGACCGGCUCUAUAAAAAUAUGUCGUUCGUGAUUGAAUUGACCCGAACGUUUUUUCUUGAUGGCUUGAGGUGUGAGCUGCUAGAAUAGGGGAACCUCCCAGAACUCUAAACAUUCCCAGGCAGCUCGAACCUGGGCGGGGAAACUUAGAACCUGCAGCACCCAGUUCGCCGAGGGGCCCACCUCCCGAUCGAGGACCUCAGAAUAACAAACGCUAAUAGCAGGCAAAGCAUCAUUGAUUAACGACUAGAAAUUAUCAACCUCAGUGACAACCUUUGACAUUCAGACAGAACAACCCAGGAAUUGCAGGCCAUGGAGGAGCAGGCAUGGUCGAUGUCACUUGAGAAAAGUACCCGGUCGGCUCAAGCAAGGAGGUACACUUACCGAAGUGCAUAGCUACAGGUCGUUCGCUAUCCGGCUCAAGUUCUGCACUUUGCCGUUCGGCAAUCUGUCGUUCGACAUCGGACUGACUGGCCUAAGAAACCUUUUUUUUUUUUUUGGGAGCUGGGACUGAUCUGACCUUUUGUAUAAACGCCUGUGCGGCCCUGCCUUUGGGAGGUGGGCUGGUCUUUGCCAAGUGAAGAACCGAGAGGCAUCUAGAAUGCAUUUGGUCGUUGGGUCCCUUAAUCAGUUAAUUGGAUACGAAUUGAAAUAGGAGCGUUAUAUCACAACCUUGGAUUAUUAAGGCCCAAACUUCUCUUAUGGUUGUCUACCAGGAAGACUGAGACGGCCAUGCCGAACGGAAAAUGUUGCAUCUAUCUCAAGCCUCUAUAAUUUCGGCCAUCUCCAAAGAGCUAAGUAUCACACACUUUACUCUUUUACUUAAAUUAUAUAUCAUGCAUUAGGUAGUAUUAUUGCUACCACAUCGUUACAUCACCGUUGUUUAUUAGGAUUAAAUAUUCCUAAAAUCACCGAUGAUAAGUUACCAUCAUUUUAAAUUAGAUGAUUUGUUUAGUGGGCUGACUGGCCAACCCACGAUCGGGUGUAAUUGUGUGAUCGUAGUGUCCCCGAAGGGUAUCACUCCGGCGACAUGUUUUAAUACAGUGAAGUCCCGCUAGGCACCGGGCGCUAAUACAUUGAAGUAGUAAUUGUUGUUAGUAGAAAAUUUACGAAGGAAAUAAAAUUCCGGAACAAAAUAAAUGUUGAACAAAGUUUUAUUAUUGAAAUCACCAAGAAUUUAAUUAAAUGGUUGGUUCUAAUGGGCGCAUGAAUCCGCCACCGAUCGGCUCAAAUUAGCUGAUUGAAGCGUCUCCAAGGACGUUGCCCGAUGACGUAUUUUAAUUUUAAGACCUCUCAUGGUCUCGUUCGGCAUUAAGUGCCCGAACGGCAAUUGUACCCAGUACGGGGCAAAGUACGUACUAAGACCAACCCGGCAAACCACUAGGUGGUUCCAGUCAUGGACUCUAUGCAAUUCGAGAAAUGAAUCUAGGCCGAGGGUUAUUAUUACCAGCUCGGUCGGUAGUCACGAAUAAAAAUUAAUAAUAAAAGGAAAAUAUUAUGCAUGUGUGUAUAUAUACUUUGCAUAUAUUGUUCGGCCGUACGGCCGUAUUACCAUGCUGAUUGUGCAGUGAAAUUCGUUCGAUAUUCUUGAACGGGGAGAUCAUGAAGCACAGAGAUGUUCAUGAUGAUUCAGCAUGAAGCGCAUGGACGUUCAUGACUGGAAACGAAAAAGAAUAAAAUUCAUUCAGAACCGUUCGGUCAGCUCGAACGGGGAGAUCAUGGAGUACAGAGACGUUCAUGACAUACGGCAUGAAUUAAAGCACAGAGACAUUCAUGACCGGCAAAAAGAAAUCACAAUCAUUCGGAGCCGUUCGGUAUGCUCGAGUUGGGAGAUCCAUGAUAUUCGGCAUGAAGUGCAGAGACAUUAUGAUCGGUAAGAAGGAAUCACCACAUUUAGAGUCAUUCGAUCAGCUCAAACGGGGAGAUCAUGAAGCGCAAAGACGUUCAUGGUCGAUCGAGAAAAGGAGGGACUACAAGUAUGUAUGUACCAUGACACAUGGAGAGGAGAUCAUCACAACCAAGGGCAGUGAGACAAGUAUCUUCCACCAGGAGGCCGAGGGCCUCAAGGAGACCAUCAGGUCCAUCACAGCCGGAAGACGAGAAUCACGACCGUCGAUCGUUGACGAGGAUGACUCAAGACCGUUUGGGGGCUCCGGAUCCGAUCAUUGACCACUGACAAGGAUGACUCAAGAAUGUUCACGGACUCUAGGUUCGGGCGUUGACCAUGGACGAGGAUGACUCAAAAGUGGAUGAUGGGGAUUCCAAAAUGGCUAUUGACCGUGGACAACCCCGAACCACUGAGGAUCCCGGAUCAGGGCAUCGACCACGGACAAGGAGGAUCAAAGAUCCAGUCAUUGACCGUAGACGAGGAUGAAUCUCGAACGUUUGAGGAUCCCGAAUCCGGUCGUCGGUCGUGGACGAGGAUGACUUUGAACGAAGACACAGAUCCAAGGAAGUCCGAGGAACAGCACGAGCAAGAGUAUACUUUCUUGAGCAGAUUCACAGGCUCACUACUCAAGAAACUGGGGGACUUGUGUUGGGAUAUAUUAUCCCGGUCUACUAUUGUUCAGAGGCCCAAGAUACCGCCCCGGUACGGGGCCCAAUCGGUGUGGUCCGUUUCAGCCUAACAGGCCCAUUCCGGCCCAACACGGCCCAUUUAGGCCCAUUGGCUCAAAUGGGGGAAAACCCUCACACCCCUCCCCCAUCUAUAAAUAGGAAGCAAAGCUUCCUACUAAAGGAUCCCUCUUUCUGGCUCUUCUCUCCUGGAGAGAGCUUCUCCUUCCCAUGUAUUGUUUCUUCUUCUUCUUUGUAGAAUAGCUAAAAGACUUCCAUUGAUGGAGUGCAAUCUUUGUAUUAUGUAAAAUGGUGAGGAGAGCUUAUUAAUGAGAAAGAGUGGGCUUGGACGUUAGCCUAAAAAGUCCCGUGGUUUUCUCCCUUUCCGGAUUUC
Molecule: messenger RNA, 4105 nt
Organism: Cuscuta epithymum
Lineage: Eukaryota; Viridiplantae; Streptophyta; Magnoliopsida; Solanales; Convolvulaceae
Source: the annotation of a GenBank genome assembly